This is a messenger RNA of Ectocarpus siliculosus, 1326 nucleotides long. The record is from the annotation of a GenBank genome assembly. NCBI's taxonomy places the organism in Eukaryota, Phaeophyceae, Ectocarpales, Ectocarpaceae.
AUGCAUUCAGGGCACCGACAUCAUGCUCCAAUCCCAGGGAGGAAGUACCAGCUAAAGACCAACCUACAGCAGGGAAAGCCAUACAUCAAGGUGCCAGAAAACAUCAUGGACUACGCCUCGUUGCCAAACACACGCGCUCUCGACGUCCUUUCUUCGAUCCCCGCCGACAAGAAGAUUCGUCUCAGCGGUGGUACCACCACCAUCACCACCACCACGGCAGCAGCAGGCACUGCUGUAGCUCAAGCCGUGGCCGAGGCAGCCCCAUCAUCAUCAUCAUCAUCAUCAUCUUCACCAGCCGCUGCAGGAGAACGAUGCUACCUUGACGUACUGCCGGGCGUUGUCCUCAGGGAGAUCGUCUCCUUCACGACCGACAGCUCCCUCAGCGGCGUCUGUAGGACAACUCUGGGAGCCAUCCGCGAGCUGCACUACAAAAUCGACAUGAACAAGGUCUCCUCCGCCCAUUACUUGAAGAGAUCGGAGCUAACAAACCACAUGGGGCUUGAUGCUUCUGGAGCUCUGGCUACUGGCAGGGCUGUCGUCCGAAUCACGAUCACUCACGUGCUCCAUGCCCAGGACCCUGCUCUGGAACAGGCCAUCAGGAGGGUCGUGCAGCAUUCAAUACCCACCCUGCGCGAGAUCGCCAUCCGCCGGUACCCCACAUGGAACGGACGUGCCAGGGUAGGCGCCAUCCUCGGGGAGCUCGUACCCCUCUCUGCCAAGCGCCACCGCGUGGCCCCGCGGCUCGCACGGGUACACCUGGUGGACGGAGCCACGGGCGUCGCGAAGGCCGGCAGGGCGGUGGCGGCCGGUCUGUGGCCGGCCCUGGAGGUGCUCACCUUCUCGCACUGCCGGGCGAACGCGGGCCACUUCCGCGACCUGGCGCGCGGGCUCCGCUCGGGGCUCGCCCCGAGGCUGCGGGUGCUAGGGUGGGACGACCAGUCCAGCGUCAGGGACGUCGCGGUCGAUGACGUCAUCCUCGGCGCGCUGUCCUGGGGGCAGUGCCCACUCGUGGAACGCCUCAGCUUCACGGGAAACCGUUUCUGCCCGGAGCACAGAAUCAGAUACCUGGAGGAGAUGUUGUGGGUCUGCCCUCGCUUGCGAGAGCUGCGCAUGGACUGCAGCCGCACGCCUCACCAUCAGCUGAGGGUCCUGGCGGGCGCCCUGGCAGGAGGGCACGUGCCACGGUUGGAGCGGCUUCUCGUUAGGGCAACGGCGCGCUACUACCGUGACAGCGACGUGGAGCUGCUGGCGCUGAAGCGGGCCGCGGCUUCGAGGAGCCCUCCCGUGGAGCUCGAGUUACAGAUCAAGACGCGACUGAAACAAUAA